This is a messenger RNA of Polistes dominula (European paper wasp), 2271 nucleotides long. It is a transcript of the gene Hpr1, whose product is annotated as THO complex 1-like protein Hpr1. NCBI's taxonomy places the organism in Eukaryota, Metazoa, Arthropoda, Insecta, Hymenoptera, Vespidae. Gene Ontology annotation, biological process: mRNA export from nucleus; signal transduction. Gene Ontology annotation, molecular function: protein binding. The record is from RefSeq and is a predicted model, not a curated record. Gene Ontology annotation, cellular component: THO complex part of transcription export complex.
UGGUACAGGUUAACCCGAAGCAACACUUCCAUAUCUAAACAUUGAAAUGAAAUUGGUCGUUCCUUCUGUGUAUAGUAUAUAUAAUAUUUUUAUAUUUUUAUAAGAAUUUAGUUUUUCUCAAUGAUAUCAUACAGUGUUUUGUUGACAUAAAAAAUAAACAAGAAAAUAAAGUUUUAUGUGUAAUAUAACUAAAAAAAUCUGGCAUUAUGGCUAUGUUCGAAAUAUUGAGAAAAGACUACAGCGAUUAUUUGCAACAAUGUUACAAGAUAAAUGAUGUGACUACAUUUCAAAGGAAAUGUAUUGAACAGUGUGCUAAUGAUACUGAACGAAAAUUUGCUGUAGAUCAAGCUCUCAGAGAUACAUUACUUCAUAUAUUGAUACAUAAGACAUCUGAAAGUGUUAAACCUCUUGAAUCUUAUAUCACAUUUUGUAUUGAAUUAUGUAGAAAAGAUUUAGCGACUGGUAGUAUGCCAGUCAUGUUACUUGGAGACAUAUUUGAUUCAAUGACAUUGGAUAAAUGUGAAGAGCUCUUCACAUACGUUGAAAAUAAUGUGGUAGUUUGGAAAGAAGAUCUCUUUUUUAGUCUUUGUAAAAAUAAUUUAUUAAGAAUGUGUAAUGAUUUGCUUAGACGCUUGUCUCGUUCUCAGCAAACUGUAUUUUGUGGUAGAAUUCUAUUAUUUCUUGCAAAGUUCUUUCCAUUCUCAGAGAGAUCUGGACUUAACAUUGUUAGUGAAUUUAACUUAGAAAAUCUAACAGAAUUUGGCACUGAAAAAGCAGAAGAUGUUUUGGAACCAAUAAUAAAAGAUGAAGAUAAAACUGAAAAUAAAAUACCCAUAGAUUAUAGUUUGUACAGAAAGUUUUGGGCUUUGCAAGAUUUUUUUAGAAAUCCUAAUCAAUGCUAUAAUAAAAUGCAUUGGAAAGUCUUCUCAGCGCACGCAUCUAAUGUCUUAUCAGCAUUCUCUUCAUUCAAAUUAGAAGAACAACGUAGUUAUCCAACUAUUUGUGUGAAAUUAGAUUCUGCGAUGGAAGAUUCCCAUAAAGAAACUCAUUACUUCGCAAAAUAUCUUACUAAUCAGAAAUUGCUGGAAUUGCAACUUUCUGAUUCUAAUUUUAGAAGAUUCCUACUGUUGCAAUUUUUGAUACUUUUCCAGUAUUUAAAUAGCACUGUUAAAUUUAAGGCCUUCCUUGCCAGUGGCUAUGAGAGAAGCGAGACGCAUGAAUUGAAGCCAGAUCAAGUGGAAUGGGUUAAAGCAACAACGGAACAAGUUUAUACCUUGUUAACAGAGACACCACCUGAUGGUCCAUAUUUUACAGAAACUGUAAAAAAUAUUCUUAAAAGAGAAGAGCACUGGAAUUCGUGGAAAAAUGAGGGUUGUCCACCUUUUAAAAGGCCUGCAACUGAAAUCACUACAGAAACUGAUGACGAUGUAAAAAAAAUUAAAAGAUCGAAAAGAAGAAUUGGUGAAAUUAUCAAAGAUGCUCAAACUGUUGGCAAAUAUCAUAUGGGAAAUCCGGAGCUUACUAAACUAUGGAAUCUUUGUCCAAAUAACUUAGAGGCAUGCAAAUCAAAAGAUAGAGAUUUUCUUCCAUCAUUAGAGACAUAUUUCGAAGAAGCUAUAAUGCAAUUAGAUCCGAGUGCCAUGGUGGAAGAAGAAUAUAAGAAAGUAAAUGAUGGUAAUUUUGGAUGGAGAGCAUUGAGGUUAUUGGCUAGAAGAAGUCCACACUUUUUUGUCCAUGGAAAUUAUCCAAUAAAUAGACUUCCAGAAUAUCUGGAAACUAUGAUUAAAAAGAUUGCUAAAGAUCGACCACAAGCUCAAUCCGAUGUAAAGGUGGAAACAGAAGAUACUCCCCCACCUGAUUCUAAUGAUCAAGAAUAUACAGAGGUAUUAAAGCAAGAAAGCGAUCAAACUGAUAAUGAAAAUGCUGAUGCAAAAGGAAUAGAAAAUAAACUAAACAAAGUUAUACCCGAAAUGGUAGCAAAAUUAUCAGAAUUGCUUAAAGGAGAUUGGAAAAAAUUAGCAAUUAAAUUAGGUUAUACUAAUGACGAAAUUGCAUUUUUCCAAAGCAAACCAACUCCAUAUGAACAAUGUAAAAAUAUGUUAGAAAUUUGGGCAGAAGAGGAUGAGGAUGCAUCUGUUGAAAAUUUAAUUUAUAUUCUCGAAGGACUAAAGUAUACAGAAGCAGCGAGCAUUUUAAAGACUUAAAAGAUAAUUUUUUAAUUUUGUAUAAAUCRAAUUAAUAUUUAGUUAAGUCUAAUAUUGUAAUAUACAA